Messenger RNA from Ictalurus punctatus (channel catfish), 3807 nucleotides. It is a transcript of the gene e2f4, whose product is annotated as E2F transcription factor 4. Lineage: Eukaryota; Metazoa; Chordata; Actinopteri; Siluriformes; Ictaluridae. The record is from RefSeq and is a predicted model, not a curated record. Gene Ontology annotation, cellular component: RNA polymerase II transcription regulator complex. The transcript has 10 exons. Gene Ontology annotation, molecular function: RNA polymerase II cis-regulatory region sequence-specific DNA binding; protein dimerization activity; DNA-binding transcription factor activity, RNA polymerase II-specific. The coding region runs from base 328 to 1500 and encodes 390 amino acids. Gene Ontology annotation, biological process: regulation of transcription by RNA polymerase II.
CCCAUGAUGCAUUGCUCUUCCAACGGCUUCAGUCAAUUCAAGUAGCAGCCCACCGCCGGUGUGUUUCGGCGUGAAUGUGUGCGUUCUCCAGUUGUUAUUGAGCUGCUUUUCAGGGACCUGUUGGGUUGCGUAACGAACCGGAUCACGAGCCGAUCCGGACCGGUUGGUAAAAGCGGUCGAAGAGCCGAGUUUUGGCCUCAUGCUUCGGGAUGUUUUCCGGCCUGUAACGGGAAGCAGAAGGUUUAGGCGCCAGAAUCGUAGCUUGACUGAAUCGGACAACCAGCAAGCACAACAAACACGGGUGAAAAUAAAGAAAAAUUCCGUUGAAUGGAUUUGGAUUCUGGACGAAACGAAUCAGGGGCGAUGGGAGAAUCGAUACAGCCGGCCACACCGAGUCGCCACGAGAAAAGCCUUGGAUUAUUAACCACCAAGUUUGUCACCCUGCUGCAAGAAGCCAAGGAUGGAGUGCUGGACCUUAAAGCUGCUGCUGAUACGCUGGCCGUACGGCAGAAACGGCGGAUAUACGACAUCACCAAUGUUCUCGAGGGCAUCGGGCUGAUUGAGAAGAAAUCAAAGAACAGCAUACAGUGGAAAGGUGUAGGUCCUGGCUGCAACACACGAGAGAUUGCUGAUAAGCUGAUAGAUCUGAAGCUGGAGCUGGAAGAUCUGGACAGAAGAGAACAUGAGCUGGACCAGCAGAGGAUCUGGGUGCAGCAGAGCAUAAAAAAUGUGACUGACGACUCACAGAACAGCCCUCUGGCCUACGUGACGCAUCAAGAUCUCUGCAACUGCUUUAAGGGUGACACUCUGCUAGCGAUCCGAGCGCCUUCAGGCACACAGCUGGAGGUGCCGAUACCAGAGUCUGUUGUAAACGGACAAAAGAAGUACCAGAUCCACUUAAAAAGUUCCUCGGGCCCUAUCGAUGUUCUUCUGGUGAAUAAGGACCCGGCCAGCGCCUCUCCGGUCGUGUUACCUGUUCCCCCUCCGGAAGACAUGCUCCAGAGUCUCCCAGCCUCCUCGGUUUCUGCUCCAUCUGCUCCUGUCGCUGCCCCUACCGCCAAACCUGCAGGCAACAGUACAACAAGUACAGCUGUUAAUAACCAGAGGCCUGCAAACACGACUGCUGCACCCGCUACAGAAGCCCCCAGCACUGCCCCCUCAAACACACCGGCCAAUCAGAAUCCACUAGAGGAGAGCCAGCAACUUCAAUCCUCAGCCUCGUUGGAUAGCAGCUCGUCGCUUCCUGAGUCCUCGGCCGUCUUUGAACCAAUCAAAGCGGACCCUUCAGAGUUGCUGGAUCUCCCUAAAGAACUUUCAGAAAUGUUUGAUCCUACUAAAGAAAUCAUGAGUGCAGAUCUACUGGAAGAGCUCAUGUCAUCAGAAGUUUUCUCUCCACUCCUCCGCCUCUCACCACCUCCCGGCGACCACGACUACAUCUAUAAUCUGGACGAGACAGAGGGCCUGUGUGACCUUUUUGACGUCCCUAUUGCCAACCUUUGACCUCCAUACGCACGUGAUGAGAGUAGUACCUGUAUUUAACAAAAGAAGCCCGCCUUUUUUAUUUAAAAGGUUCGGCUGCGUUUCAUAUCCAUGUGAAUAAGCUGAUUUUAUGUGUGUAUAUAUAGAGUUGUACGUUUUUAUGUUUUGUUUCUCUUUUUGUAAUAUCCUCUACCCAAAGCUGCGAUCUACUGAACAGUGGCACGGAACGUCCCCCUGCCUCGCUCUGUGCUUGACAUUGCCGAAGCUUCGCCUAUUUUUUAUUUUAACAGCCGUGCUUUUUAAACACGUUUGAACCCAGCAACAGGAUGAAAGACAUUGUGUUGCUACUUUGGUCAAAUACACAAUCGGAAACACCAGCAGGAAUACCAGCUCUAGUCCCUGACCUGUUUUGUUUUUGUUUGUUUUUUGGUUUUAAACUGUCCUCCUAUUGGUUUAUAGAAGUGGGUGUAAAGUUGCUUGCUUACACAACAUUUGCUUUUAUCACAUGCACAGCUGUUUUCAUCACGUUUGUCUUUCAAGCAUUCUUAAAACAUCUCCAUAUUAUAAAAGUAUGAGCGCUUGGCUGAGCACCACAGAGAGAGAUGCACUAGAUUUCAGGUUUGGUGUCAAAUUUCCCAGCAAAAAGCAUCGUUAGGAGCAGUUUGUAACUUUUAGAGCCAUCUCAUGCGGAGCUGAUUUUUUCCAUGAACAAAUUUAACACAAACAAAACACAAGCUCUGUUAAAUGGUACUAGUGCAAAUCAGUUUUUAUAAGGUAUCUUUAAAUUUAUAUGAUUAUUACUGGUCUGGAAACACCUUUGAACAUUACAAGCUGCCAUUAAAGGAAAAAUCCACCCUGAACUUAUCAGCAUUUAUAAUUAACUUGAUCAUCACUGGCGUCUAAGCUUCUGUCGUUAACGUUGUCUGUUUUCCAUUUGGUUAGCAGUUUCCUACAUUACCCACAAUUCUGAUCGUGAUGCCGUGGGAUUUAGCCCUGUCGUCACCUCUAGAUAAAGAGAAUGAUGCAGCAGCGCUUCAGACCUUGAGUCUGUUCAGCGCUCUCAGCUCAAACGAAUCAGUUUCCAAAGCUUAAAACUUCUGCGAUUUCUAGUCCAAUGUUUGCUCCAGUGUCUCCGCUACUUCUAGGCUGGAUUACUCAUUAAUAUGAUGUUUAAGGGGGCGGGAGAAUGAGUGAGAAAUGAAACUCUUGCUCUGUUGUUUCACCGAUUGAGCAGCAUCGUAACUGUGCCACUAUCUUCUUUGAACUUCUCACAGGAACAAGAAGAAUUAAAUCAGGACUUGAAUGUCUAUGCACAUCCCAGAUAUUUCAAUAUGAACACAUUCAAUGUGUGUUACGGUGGAGUUCUCCUUUGGCAACCGAAACGGGUCUGUGGUGCUUGUUCUGAUGUUUUGGGACGUAGUGUUUUACAGCUUCAGUUUUCCGGCUUUACAUUUACUUGUCACAUAUGCUUAAAGCAGUUGAACGUCAAGGGCCUUACUCAAAGACUCAUCACCGUCUCAGCAUUUCCUCUCACAUCCUUUCGUUCGACUACUCCACUGUGGAUUGAGAUCGUUGGUCUUUUGUUUAUUUGCUUCCCCCAAAACACACUAUAAGCAUAUUUGUAUAUUCAUUUAAUUGUCACUUAACCGGACAGAACCUUAUGCAUUCAUAACUAACUCCUGGUGUUAAUGUAUGUACAUCAGAAUGAGAAUGUAUAGCAACUGUGUAAUUUAAGCUGUUAAUUGUCCUCUGAAACAUGUGCUUAACCCGUUUCUCCUUCUGUUAUGUCCAGUUCUAUAGUCCUGCCAUCUGUUAUUCAUUUCCAUGUAUGUAAGCUAUAUAUUUCCACUCAUUGUAGCUGAAAUACGUUUGCACUGUUUGUAUAUGAGCAUGACUAUGUAAAGAAGGAAAUCUGCUCAGUACCACAUCUACAGCUGUAAACAGUUUAUUGCAUCUUCUCUGGAACAGAACUGUUCCCUAUUUUUAAAAAAUGUAUUUCUUUUAGCUGAAGGAUAUUUUUAUGGUUGUACACCAUCAUUAUUUUUGUACAGGCUAGAGAGUUCGACAGAUUAAUUAUGGUAUGCACAAAGCAGACUUGAUUUCUCUGAUGAUAACAUGGUCAUCUCCAUAUUCGCACUUUAAGGCAGUACGAUCACUUGGGUUUCAUUCGUCCACUCCUUUCUGCUGGACGGAGAGCUUCAUUUCAGUCCAGGGAAAUGUUACAACCUUCACUCUUCUGUCUCAAUGCCAUCCAUUGAGGUUCUUUGUAACGGAGUAGCCUGCCAGAAUGGCUAUCUGUGAAAGAAAUAAAUGACAACAGUUUUGUAA